AUGGCCGGACAACAUGAAGCUGCCAUUCUCCUCCAGAAGGGUGGACCCUUGUCCCUUGGAAAACGCCCAACCCCAGAGCCUGGUCCGAACGAUGUCCUUAUCGAAGUCAAAGCCGUUGCCUUGAACCCCUGCGAUUAUUUUCAGCGCGACUACGGGAUGCCUCCUGUACCUAUCUACCCCGCUGUCAUCGGACAAGAUGUUGCUGGUAUUGUCGCUAAGCUAGGCUCGAAUGUCACCACGGUCCCUAGUCCAGGAAGCCGGGUUCUUGCCUUUGCCUCGUCAUUCUACCAGAACGGCUCCCCCGACCAUGGCGCAUUCCAAAAAUAUACUUUGGCACAAUCUGAAGCUGUCAUUCCACUUCCAGAUAAUCUCUCCUUUGAGCAAGGCGCACUUUUCCCUUUAGCUGUCUUGACUGCCUUGACAGCCUGGACCUCAAUCGGAAUUCCGCUCGACACCAAAUAUAUCCCCGCAAACAAACAAGCAGUCCUGAUCUGGGGUGCAUCAAGCAGUGUAGGCACGUUUGCUGUUCAGUUUGCCAAGAUACUCGGCUUCACUGUCUACGCUACCGCCAGUGUCAAGCACCAUGAUCUUGUCAAGAAGCUCGGAGCCCAUGCGACUUUUGAUUAUAAGGCAAGCGACGUUGUCUCCCAGAUAGUGAAUGCUGUGAAGAGGGAUGGCGUCAAGCUGCACACAGCGCACUGCGUUGUUGAUGGAGCUCUGCAGCCGACACUGGAUAUCCUCAAGGAGACCAAGGGUGAUGCACACGCUAGGGUUGCACACUCGCCGCUUCUCCCAGAAGGUCAUCCUACCCUUGAAAAUACACUGAUCGCUUUCAACUCCCCAUCUAUGGAUGAAGCGUUGAGGAGCAAGCACAUCAAAGAGGUCUUCCAUGGGUGGCUGAAGACCUGUCUGCAGUCUGGAGAAGUAAUUCCUAGCCCCAAUAUACAGGUUGAGGGUGGCGGUCUGGGUGGAGUAAAUGCGGCACUGGACAAACUCAGAGAUGGUGUCAGUGGCACUAAGAUUGUUGUACUGGUGUAA
Molecule: messenger RNA, 1038 nt
Organism: Penicillium longicatenatum
Lineage: Eukaryota; Fungi; Ascomycota; Eurotiomycetes; Eurotiales; Aspergillaceae
Product: zinc-binding alcohol dehydrogenase family protein
Exons: 1
Coding region: 1-1038 (345 amino acids)
Molecular function (GO): oxidoreductase activity, acting on NAD(P)H
Source: RefSeq, a predicted model, not a curated record